AUGGCGACGUACAGAGCCGAAGACGAUUACGAUUACCUCUUCAAGGUUGUGUUGAUAGGAGAUUCCGGCGUCGGGAAAACUAACCUCCUUUCUCGAUUCACGCGCAAUGAGUUUAGUCUCGAAUCUAAAUCCACGAUCGGUGUCGAAUUCGCCACUCGUAGCAUCCAUGUCGAUGAUAAGAUCGUCAAAGCCCAGAUUUGGGAUACCGCAGGCCAAGAGAGAUAUCGAGCAAUCACAAGCGCGUACUACAGAGGAGCUGUAGGAGCAUUGCUUGUGUAUGAUGUUACAAGGCAUUUGACGUUUGAGAAUUUGGAAAGAUGGUUAAAGGAGCUUCGAGAUCAUACAGAUGCAAAUAUUGUCAUCAUGUUCGUUGGUAACAAAGCAGAUCUUCGUCAUUUACGAGCUGUAUCAACCGAAGACGCUAAAGCUUUUGCAGAGAGAGAGAACACUUUCUUCAUGGAGACAUCUGCUCUUGAAGCCAUGAACGUCGAGAAUGCUUUCACCGAAGUUCUUUCUCAGAUUUACCGUGUGGUUAGCCGGAAAGCGUUGGAUAUAGGAGACGAUCCGACUGCUCUUCCUAGAGGACAGACAAUCAAUAUUGGGUCCAAAGACGAUGUCUCUGCGGUGAAGAAGGUUGGUUGUUGCUCAGAUUGA
Molecule: messenger RNA, 654 nt
Organism: Arabis nemorensis
Lineage: Eukaryota; Viridiplantae; Streptophyta; Magnoliopsida; Brassicales; Brassicaceae
Source: the annotation of a GenBank genome assembly